This is a messenger RNA of Quercus lobata, 720 nucleotides long. RefSeq lists its product as uncharacterized. NCBI's taxonomy places the organism in Eukaryota, Viridiplantae, Streptophyta, Magnoliopsida, Fagales, Fagaceae. Bases 1 to 720 code for a protein of 239 amino acids. The transcript has a single exon. The record is from RefSeq and is a predicted model, not a curated record.
AUGGCUGGCCUUGAAGAUUUGUGGUCACGGUUUUCCUUAACAGAGGAAGAAGAGGGCGGGGCAGAGGUGGUCCAUCAAGAACCGGUAGUAAUGCACCAGUUGGCUGGCAAGUUUUUCACUAAGCGCACUCUGAAUGUCGAUGUGGUGGCCCGUACAUUUAAGCCGUUGUGGAAACUUGCUGGUGAACUCAAGAUCCGAGAUAUCGGAGAGAGUAUUCCGUUGUUCGAAUUUGAAGAUGUUCUUGACUUGGAGAGGGUGCUGGAAUAUGAGCCAUGGUCUUUCGACAAGAGUUUGGUGGUUUUCAAAAAGGCGGCUGAUGUGGAGUCUAUCCCUUUCUUAGAGUUUGAUCAUGUCACGUUUCGGGUGCAAAUUCAUAACGUGCCUGAGAAAAGCUUGAAUCAUGAAACCGGUGAAACCAUUGGUAGAAAGAUAGGCUCAGUGCUCCAGGUUGCCGAUACAGAGGAUGAUGGAGCAGGCAGAGAGUUUUUGCGAGUUCGAGUUGCGGUUGACAUAACAAAACCUCUUCCACGCUGCUAUAAGUUGUGGGCUGAAGGAAAACACAUUGGCUGGGUUGGCAUCCGCUAUGAACGGUUACCCAAUUUUUGCUAUUGGUGUGGAAGGGUUUCGCAUGGUGAGAGGGACUGUGAGGUGUGGCUGAGAGGGAAAGGGAGAUUGAAAAGAGAGGAUCAACAAUAUGGGGAGUGGAUGCGGGCUGAAUAG